This is a messenger RNA of Melopsittacus undulatus (budgerigar), 4630 nucleotides long. RefSeq names its product transcription initiation factor TFIID subunit 4-like. The record is from RefSeq and is a predicted model, not a curated record. The transcript is spliced from 15 exons. NCBI's taxonomy places the organism in Eukaryota, Metazoa, Chordata, Aves, Psittaciformes, Psittaculidae. Gene Ontology annotation, molecular function: DNA binding; protein heterodimerization activity; RNA polymerase II general transcription initiation factor activity. Gene Ontology annotation, biological process: transcription initiation at RNA polymerase II promoter; DNA-templated transcription. Gene Ontology annotation, cellular component: transcription factor TFIID complex. Bases 1 to 3129 code for a protein of 1042 amino acids.
AUGGCGGCGGGCGCCUCGGACCCCUUGGAAGAGAUGCUGCUCUUCUCCGAGGAGGUGGACGAGAAGGCGGUCAGCGAUCUGGUGGGCUCCUUGGAAUCGCAGCUGGCCGGCGGCCGGAGCUCCGCCGAGGCGCCCCAGCCCAAGACCUCCGCCCCGUCCCAGCAGCAGCAGCAGCCGCAGCAGCAGCAGCACCAGGGGAGCCUAGCGGGGGGCAGCAGCCCCGUCCGGCAGCAGCAAGGGCAUCCCGCGCUUCCUCCCACUCCUGUGGCAGAGGAGGCGGCGGCGGGGUGUCCCGGAGCCGCGGAGAGCCGAGCCCCUACUCAGGGGCAGCUCCCGUCCCCGUCCCCCCCGGCGGCGGCAGCGGCGGCGGCAGCGGCGGCGGCAGGGAGGGGAGUGAGUGUAAACAGUAGUAGUGUGCAGCAAUCACAUGGAGCGGCUCUCCUCAGCAGCGGCGGCAGCCCCGGCGCGCCCGCCGCCCCUGCCCCUGCGCAGCCCGCCGCUCUCUCGCCCUCCGGCGCCCCUGCCCAGCCUGUCAACAACCAUGUGGCUGCCGGCGCCACUGCCCGGGAAGCGGGAAGCCCCAGCCCCAGCGGCAGCCCACCCGCCGCCGACAGCACGCUACCGCCGUCGCAGCGCAACGAGGCCGCGGGGGGGAGCGGGACCCCGGCCGGGGGGGGCGGGCCGGCGGGAGUGGCGGAGGGUGCUUCUGCUGCCGCCACCGCUCCGCUCCCCGGCGAGGCGGCGCCCAACGGGGAGGGUGCCGGGGGCCGGCCGGCGGCAGUCCCACCAGUCAGCAGCCACGGCAGAACAGACGCUGCCACGGCACAGAUAAAACCCGCGCACGGCCCGCUCUCCGCAGUAAACGCACUCAGUAACUCAGCCAGUUCCGUGCCCGCCGCACCGCCGGGGCAGGGCUCUGCCGCCAACUGCGCCCCGGCUGCCCCUGCAGCGCCCAAGCCCGCGGUCAGCGCUGCCAAGUCAGGCGCUGCCCCCCUCGCAGCCCCGCAGGCUCUUUCGCCCCGUCCGGCAUUGAGUGCUGCCCCCAGGAUCGUUGCCCCGCAGCUGAUCAUGAGGCCGCAGCACCAGACCACCAUCCAACUGCCCCCCGGCUUCACCAUCCCGCCGGGUAUGGUCUUAGUGCGCACAGAUGCUGGACAGCUUGUAAUGGUGCCUCAGCAGGCUCUAGCACAUGCCCAAAUGCAGGCUCAAGUACAUACGCAGGCACAGGGUCCUGCCACCAUGUCACCGAGACUUUCCGUGCCCACAGCUGGCCCUGUUUUUCGCCUAUCAACACCUCAGCAACCAACUUCUGUAGCCACAUGUCCUGUCCGCCUGGGACUUCCAGUGCAAGCCAAAGUUGUUCAGUCAGCUGCACCUGUCAGUGCUACAUCUGCUGCAACUCUGCCAGGAGGCUCUAUUCUCGCCCAUACCACAGUGUCAGUAGCUACGACGAGCGCUCAGAAUUUAUUCAAGGCAACAGUAGCAACUGGAGCAUCAACUUCUCAACAACUUGCAGUAAUUACUGGUGGACAAACUCAAGCUUCAGCACAAACCCAGGGUCAGCCUCGACUGCCAGUUCCACCUCAUACAACAGCACAAGUACCAGCACAGCCCCAUGUCAUACCAAGUUCUCCUGUAGCUGGAAAUACAGUUGUAUCACAGGAAAUGCAAGAGAAUGUGAAAAAAUGCAAAAACUUUUUAGCUACCCUUAUAAAACUUGCUUCUCAUAAUUCACCAUCUCCAGAAACAUCCCGUAAUGUGAAAGCUCUGGUUCAAGAUUUGCUGGAUGCGAAGAUUGAUCCAGAAGAAUUUACAGCUCGCCUUCAGUCAGAGCUCAAAUCAUCUCCUCAGCCAUAUCUUGUACCUUUCCUUAAGAAAAGUCUGCCUGCAUUGAGACAAUCUUUACUGAAUAGUCAACAUUCAGUUUUGCAAGGACAGCCGUCUCAGCAGUCACUUCAACAAACCAAGCUAUCACAAGUUAUACCUCAGUCUGCCUCUGGAAGCAUUUCCUCUGUUGUCACCACACAGACAAUGGGAAUAAGGCAACCAAACAACGUUUGCACAGUCUCUGUAUCAAAUACAGUGCAGCCUCCUCAGGUUAAGGUGGUACAAUCAAAUCAGAGUUCUCAACUGCAGAUUAUCCAGUCAACAUCUGCUCAAACUGUGAAACGAACCCCUGCUUGCCAGACUACCCAGAUUAGGAUGCCAGUGGUAAUAACUCAGACCAUUAGACCACAAGGCGCAGUAGGGAAGGCACCAACAAUACAAGCCAGCAAAAGUCCUGGGGGCUUUGGUGUUCAGGUCUCUGCAAAUCAGAAAAACAAGCUGAAUGACCCUGGAGGUGGUUCUUUCAGAGAUGAUGAUGACAUCAAUGAUGUUGCCUCUAUAGCUGGUGUUAAUCUUAAUGAAGAAAGUGCCCGCAUUUUGGCUGCCAACUCUGACUUGGUUGGAACUCAGAUACAGUCCUGUAAAGAUGAACCUUUUCUUGCUGUUAUACCUCUACAUAAACGCAUACUUGAAAUUGCUAAAAAACUUGGAAUUACUGAUGUGCCAGCUGAAGUGGUUACUUUUAUUUCCCAUGCAACACAAAGCAGAUUAAGAACAGUGAUAGAAAAAGUAACAAUGAUAACCCAGCACCGGAUGGAAUCGUACAAAGAUGAUGAGUGGUAUGAACAAUCUACAGAUGUCCGAUCACAAUUAAAGUUUUUUGAACAGUUGGAGCGUUUAGAAAAGCAAAGGAAAGAUGAACAGGAGAGGGAAAUCUUGCUGAAGGCUGCCAAGAGUCGCUCAAGGCAAGAAGACCCAGAGCAAGCCAGACUGAAACAAAAAGCAAAGGAGAUGCAGCAACAAGAACUUGCACAGAUGAGGCAGAGGGACGCCAAUCUCACUGCAUUGGCAGCUAUUGGUCCUCGGAAGAAACGGAAGCUUGAUUCACCUGGACUGCUUGCCACAGGAGGAGAGGGUCUCAGUAUGUCUAGUGGAGGUCAGGCUGGUUUGGGCACUCCUUCAUCCCGGCAGUAUGCACGACAGAAAAUAACUCGCAUAAACCUCAGGGACUUCAUCUUCUACAUGGAACAGGAAAGAGAAAUGAGGCAUUCUCUCCUGCUCUAUCGAGCUCUGCUUAAGUAAAGCCAAGAAUUGUACUGAAUUCUCCAUACGGAAGCUCAACUUGCAUUAAAAAGCUGUCAUUUUAAUGUGCCUUCUAUUUUUUUCAGAAGUCAAUGUUCCAGUAAUUUUAUUUUGUAAAAUUGUCAGACACAUGCAAUAAAUUUCCUUUAUGUAAAAAAAAAAAGAGAAACAAAACAACAACAAAAAAAACAAACCCACACACACAAAAAAUGUGCAAAAGGUUUUAAAAUGUUAAAUCUAGAGAUACAACCACCAUCAAAGUCUUGCUCCAUUUGGCCACUUUAGGUACAGCUGCAGUGGAUGGUGUUGACUGGUAAGGCUGUUGCAAUGGCUCACCACAACCAUCUGCAUAAGGAAGACUGGGACAGGUUUACAGGACUGGAACCUAACUGUGAUGUUAACCUGUAUGUUCAUGGAAGGCACUGGGUUUGUUUCCUCUUUAGUUUCACUAGCAGUUUCCUCUAACCAUGGUUACAGCGUAUCUGUUGUUAUUUUAGAUUAGUUAUAAUUGCAGUCUUUUGCACAGCUAAGAGAAUAGCCACUGCACACUCUCACACAUUUUAUAUAGUUGGGAUUUCUGCUUUUACUGCACAGCUCAUUUCCUCUGAGCCAUUUGCUGAACCAAAUCCUAAGUGUAUGAGAUCUGUGUGCUUGGGUUUCAGCUGAGUUACGUGGACUAGCAUCCGGUUGUUUUCUAAAAUCUUCUCAACCUUUUGCACAUUUGUAGCAACUGGUUAGUAAUGUGAAUCAAAGUUGGGUUUUAUUUUCUAAAACAAAGUUAAAAAAAAUUCUUAUUUAUUGCAGAGUAUGGUUUAAUGGUGGUUUUCGAAGAGAGUAUUGUUCAGUGAAGAUUUUAGAGUAUUGUACACAUGGAUUUUAAAGUUGCUGUAAGGGAAGUUUUGGGGGCUGAUUCCACUCUUGGAAGAUCAAGUGAGCCCUGGUGCCACAGUGCCUGGCCAUGUCGUGGCCUUGGAAGACUGGACUCCAGUCCAGAGAGGCACAUGAACAAGUGCAUGACUGAAGCAUAAUGAGUAGUGUUAAGUACUUAAAGGUGGGAUGAAUGUUUUUUAAAUGCUUUGCUGAAGUGGGAUAUAAGAGGCCUACACCAAAGCCAAGUGACAUUAGUGUAUUUUAAAUGGGUAUUGGCUAGAAGUAUUGGGCAGGCAGGUGGGCACAAGUUCUACUUCAAGCAUAACAGUAUUAGGAGUAACCAUCGAAGGGGAGACAUUUGCAUAUUUAUCUUGUCAAUGUUAUGCUUGCCACUUUUUUGAGGCAAUUUUUUUUUUUCGGAUGGGGAAAAAAUAACGAAAGCACAAAUAGAACUAUUUGUCCGAUAGUUUUAAAACAAAAGUUUUAAUUAUUUUUUAAGGUUUAUGAAAAGCAGAAGAAAAUUUAUACUGCUGCUAUUUAGCCAAAAGAUAAUUCAUAACAUAUUUAAGGCCAGAAAGUGUAAAAUUAUGUUUUAAAUUUAUUGAUAAUUUGUACAUGUUGUUUAUAAAGG